UCAUCAACGCCUUCCGAUACUACGGAACUAAUAUGCAUGAGCAAGUGAACAGAACAGAGAGACAGUUUAGAUCCCUCCCAGCUAACCAACAAAACCUACUUCCUCAAUUUCUUCUUCAUCUGGACAAGAUUCGGAAAUGCAUUGAUCAUAAUCAAGAGAUCCUACAGACCAUUGUGAACGAGUGCAAACAUAUGUUUGAAAAUAAAGAAUAUGGAGAAGAUGAAAAUGGGAAGAUUGUGCCAGCGUCAACGUUUGACAUGGAUAAAUUAAAGUCCACUUUGAAACAGUUUGUAAGAGACUGGAGUGAAACGGGGAAACCUGAGAGAGAUUCCUGCUACCAGCCAAUCAUUAAUGAAAUUGUAAAGAACUUUCCAAAAGAGAGAUGGGAUCUCUCCAAAGUUAAUAUCCUGGUACCUGGUGCUGGGCUAGGUAGAUUGGCCUGGGAAAUAGCUAUGCUCGGUUAUGCUUGCCAAGGAAAUGAAUGGAGCCUCUUUAUGCUCUUUUCUUCUAAUUUUGUACUCAACAGAUGCUCUGAAAUUAACUCUCAUAAACUUUAUCCCUGGAUUCAUCAGUUUAGCAAUAACAGGAGAUCUGCUGAUCAGAUACGACCAGUUUAUUUCCCUGAUGUUGACCCCCACAGUCUUCCUUCUGGUGCAAACUUUUCUAUGACAGCAGGGGAUUUUCAAGAAAUUUACUCAGAGUGCAAUAUGUGGGACUGCAUAGCAACCUGCUUCUUCAUAGAUACAGCGCAUAAUGUCAUUGAUUACAUUGAUACAAUAUGGAAAAUUCUCAAACCAGGAGGAAUAUGGAUAAAUUUAGGUCCUCUCCUUUACCACUUUGAAAACCUGGCAAAUGAACUUUCUAUAGAAUUGAGUUAUGAGGAUAUAAAAAAUGUUAUAUUACAGUAUGGAUUCCAUCUAGAGGUGGAGAAAGAAUCUGUAUUGUCUACAUACACUGUGAAUGAACUAUCCAUGAUGAAAUACUACUAUGAAUGUGUGUUGUUUGUGGUUAGGAAACCAGAGUUGCAGUGUUUCAAAUAGAUUCUUCAGAAAAAAUGCUGGAGAUAAUGCUAAAAUUUACAACACACAAUGGACUAGGUAAUGACUGGAUACAACCUCAAAUCAGUGGUGCCUUGUUUAUUCUUAACAGGAAUUUGAGAGUGUCUAUUUUCUUAAUACCUGUAUUGCUAUCCAGAUAUAUACUGUGCCAUGCAUAUUUGUACUGUACUAGUGAAAAUGGAAGAAAAUGUACACAUACACAGCCCUCAUUCAUCAGAAUGCAUACAAACAUCCCAUUUUCACAAGUAUAAAACUCCUGUUUUAAUGUCUGCCAUGAGGUUGUCCUGAUAAGACUGGUUUAAUAAUUAUUCAACAGUACUGAAAUCCAAAAUAAUUUCCCUUUUAUCUGCAGCUGUCUGUAACAUGCACAAGCUACAGCUCUCAGGAUCUGUUGGAAAGGAUGUACAAUUCUGUGUUUGAUAUCAGAACUGGGAAUGUUAUUUCCACUUUUGAUCUGAGGCUUAAAACAAAAAAUGUUUGUGUAUUCUCCCUGUUUUUAAACAAAAUUCUAAUUGUUUCCAUUUUUCCUUGUGACCUUAUGAAUGUUUAGAGGUAUAAUACAAGCUCAGCCACAGUUUAGAGAAGGAUUUCUUAACAUCAAUUUAAAAAUAGAAUAUUUACAAAAUCUGAAAUUAUUGAACAGUGCUAAAAAGUUUCUUGAAAGCUGCAUUUAUUG
This is a messenger RNA of Emys orbicularis (European pond turtle), 1734 nucleotides long. RefSeq names its product carnosine N-methyltransferase 1 (gene CARNMT1). Bases 33 to 1040 code for a protein of 335 amino acids. Gene Ontology annotation, molecular function: carnosine N-methyltransferase activity. The record is from RefSeq and is a predicted model, not a curated record. Lineage: Eukaryota; Metazoa; Chordata; Testudines; Emydidae. The transcript is spliced from 8 exons. Gene Ontology annotation, biological process: carnosine metabolic process. Gene Ontology annotation, cellular component: nucleus; cytosol.